This is a messenger RNA of Liolophura sinensis, 823 nucleotides long. RefSeq names its product N-acetyltransferase 9-like protein. Bases 1 to 600 code for a protein of 199 amino acids. The record is from RefSeq and is a predicted model, not a curated record. Gene Ontology annotation, molecular function: N-acetyltransferase activity. The transcript has 7 exons. Lineage: Eukaryota; Metazoa; Mollusca; Polyplacophora; Chitonida; Chitonidae.
AUGAAGAUCAAUGAAAAUACUCAAAUAUCUGGCAAAAAGAUUGUACUAGUGCCCUAUGACAGAUGUCAUGUCCUCAAAUAUCAUGAAUGGAUGAAAUCUGAAGAACUACAGGCGCUUACUGCCUCGGAGCCUUUAUCAUUGCAACAAGAGUAUGAAAUGCAACAAAGUUGGCGAUUGGAUGAAAAAAAAUGCACUUUCAUUGUAUUGGAUUCUGAGGUAUACAACUCUAAUCAUCACGAUGAAAUAAGUUCUAUGGUUGGAGAUGUGAACCUAUUCUUCAAUGAGCCAGAUUUUCCUCACUCUGCAGAAAUAGAGAUCAUGAUUGCAGAGCCAUGGGCCAGGGGUCAAGGGCGUGGCAAGGAGGCCCUGUGCUCCAUGAUGAGAUAUGGCACAGAUAAACUGGGAAUACAGAGGUUUACUGCCAAAGUUGGACUGGCCAACAACACAAGUCUUCGUCUGUUUGAAAAAAUCGGAUUUAGAGAGAUAUCAAGAAGCGAAAUUUUCCAGGAGGUCACACUAGAACUGCCUGUCAGUGAAGAACUUCUGAAGACUUUGAUAUUGCAGACACCAUGUUACAGCAUAGAAGAUCACAUAAAGUGAAAGUCCAGCCAGAUUGAAGUCACAUCCUCAAAGGCUCCAGGGUCAUUGCGCUGCGCCGGCGCGCUAUCCACCUCGGCCAUGGAAGCCUCCAUGGACUUUUACAUUGUAUAAGCUUUCAUGAAAUGUUAUUGCAAACAUUUACUUUAAUUUUUCGGAGCAUGAUAAUGUUCUAAUAUUUUACUGGUACAAAAUUGUUUUAAAGUCAUGUAAUAAAUCAUGCUGA